UGCGCCAAAUUGAAGCCAAGCAACAGGUUGAUAAAGAAAAAGCCGAGAAGAUUGCCAAGCUGCAAGAAGCUUACCAAAAAUGGAACAAGGGUCUUAAACAAGGAGAAACGCAUUCGACGCAAGUUGCCGAAGCCAUUCACGAAAUGUCCAAACCGCUGGCUCGUUUCGCCGAUGACGAAGAUUUGGAAAGGUUGUUACGCGAACAAGAUCGUGAAGGUGAUCCCAUGGCUGCUUACAUGGCCAAGAAAAAGGUCAAGAGCGGUGGUGACGGCAAGGGGAAAGCCGCUAGACCUGUCUACAGGGGCCCUGCUGCUGCUCCCAAUCGUUUCGGUAUACUACCCGGCUACAGAUGGGACGGGGUUGACCGCUCGACUGGCUACGAGAAGAUGUACUUUGAAAAACAAAACAACGCCGUGGCCCUUCAGGAGGAAGCCUACAAAUGGAGUGUAUCCGACAUGUGAUUCCGAUGAUGAAUUUACCUUGACUGAAUAAAGCCAUGCAAUUACUUUUAGUAGCCAAUGACGCCUGUCCUUGUUCUUAACAUUUCCCUUUUUAUUACCUCGACGGAAUGGGGCCCAUCCAUCAACAUUCAAAAUUGCAGGGUUUUUUUCAGAUUCAACGAGAGGCGCGCGGAGGAAAUUCCAUGCGGAUGGCGUCAACACUUUGCACAUUUUCCGAGUCGCGACUCUACCAGCAGUUCGUGAAAGUUGCCCAACCCAUGUUGUAGAGGAGGUGCGGCUAUUCAUGAAUCGUCCGUCGUGGUUGAAUCGGAAAAUUCUAUCCGGAAGAUGACACCCUUUCCGGCCUUGGCUGCCUUCAAAUCAUUUUUCUUCUGUUGUUCAGCAGCAGAAAAAGAAAAGAAAGAAAAGGCGUUGGGGUCGUUUCUGUUGAGUGUGUCGAGUGCGCUAUGGCCAGAUGGCGCUUUGGCUGAGUGUGUCGAAAGAGAAGGGAGGAAGGUCACGGCACGAAGUGGGCCGGCCGUUUUCAGGUGUGCCCUGUUGUCCGUGUUGUCUAUGUUUCGGGGCUUUCUCUCUUCUCUUUUUUCUUGUGUUUAGUCUCCUCCUUUUUGAUUCCCAGUUUAUCCAGACCUUCUCUCUUUGCCGUCUCAUUCUCUCUCUCUCUCUCACCACUGCUAAAGCCAUUGGCCAUUGGCUCGCACGACGAGACGAGAAAACAUCACAUCUCUUUUCGUCUUUUGAAAGUACCUACGCAGCCGCUCUUCUCCGAGCUUCAGUCUUGGUCGUAGCCACCUGGUAACACGGCCGCUGCUGGUGCUCAGUCUGUACCUCUUUGCUGUUGACUCUCUGGGUUUUUUGCCAUUGUUGUGAAACGAGAAGAAAAUUCCAGAUUUGCAAUUAUAGAACUGUCGGAUUGUUGUGCAGAAGUGAAAAAUGCUGCGGAUACUCGGCCUCGUUUCCCUCUUUUGCAUCCUCUUCCAAGCUGCUUUGGCAUCCAAUUCUGAGGAAAAUGCGCUGGAUAUGAGCUUGGGCGAAGAUGAAUGCAGUAUGAUGGUAUGCCGGGCUGGAAGAGAGUGUAAGGUGGGUGCCGAUGGCGAGGCUGCUUGCGCUUGCCUGGCCACUUGUCCGGAUCAUUUUGUCCCCGUCUGCGGCAGCAACAAUCAAUCCUACGAUAACUUUUGCUUGAUGCAUCGCGAUGCCUGUCUGACGGGCGUUCACAUCAGUCUCAAGAAAAAGGGAUACUGCUCCAACAAGUCGAUCAAGAAAAAGUCCAGCAAAAAGGAUAAACUUAAAGAUGAAAAUCACUUUGAGCCAGUGGUGUGUUUCCAAUGGGAAAGGGAUGCUCUACGUCGCCAAAUCAUCAACUACUUCCGGCAUCAUACCGCCGACCAGAGCUGGUACCGACCCGACUUGAAGAGUUACGAGAAGCAGUUUGCCCGUUUCUUCAUGUGCGAUACCACCAAAGACAACUUUGUCGAUGCCAACGAAUUAGCCGCUUGCGUGACUGAAGUCCCUUUCGCUCUGCGAACCACGGCCGCCACCAACGAGCUGGUCAAAGUGUUGUGUGUCGACGCCAUAAUCGAUUCAGCCGAUACUAAUUCCGACUGGCGGUUGGACUUUGAAGAGUACAAGACUUUGAUGGAUUCUAGUUUCCAGCCGAAAGAAAAGCUGUGCUCUUUGGAGGGCAAAAAGUACGAGGACGGCUCCCAAACAAAAGUCGAUUGUAAUGACUGUGUCUGCGCCUGCGGCAGCUGGGUGUGCUCUUCCAAGAAGUGUGACGAAGAGCUGAACGAAAUCGACGACCUGGAUGAAGACGAAGAUUUGGACGACGAGUUGGACGAAGCUGAGGACCAGAGCGAAGACAGCACCAAGGACGAAGUCAAGAUUCUCAAAAUUGAGGAGGAUAUCGACCUGAAAAUUGACGAUCCGGAUGAGGAUCAGCCACCAAAGAUCAACUCCGACGAUGACGACGAUAUGGACGACGAAGAAGACGAGGAAGAUGACGAAGAAGAAGAUGAAGAAAUCGACGUGGAGCCAAUCAAGAAAUCAUCUAAAAACAAGAAGAAGAAAUUGACGUAAUAUUUUGGGUCUAUUAAGUCUUCUUCUGUUUAGCUUUUUUCCCCAUAGUUAGCUUCUGCUUUUAACGACGUCGUCGCGUGCCAUUUAUGGGGAGCUACACUCUGCUGGCCUCAUACUUUACGUACAUUUGUUUUUUUAAUUUCUACAUUUUUUAAAAGCCCCAAUUGUCAGUGCGUUUUCUCGCCUGGUGCUGACAUUUACGAGUUAAUUUUCUUUGUCUUUAUUCCACCAUCGAGCUAACAUAAUACCUGGGUUAAAUUCCACUUGACGCUUUCGUCCCUACGGCGCUGUACAAUACAUUCCCCCGGCAAUCGAA
Messenger RNA from Daphnia pulex (common water flea), 2853 nucleotides. RefSeq names its product follistatin-related protein 1-like. The transcript is spliced from 7 exons. The record is from RefSeq and is a predicted model, not a curated record. Bases 1392 to 2537 code for a protein of 381 amino acids. Gene Ontology annotation, molecular function: protein binding; calcium ion binding. Gene Ontology annotation, biological process: cell differentiation; multicellular organism development; regulation of BMP signaling pathway. NCBI's taxonomy places the organism in Eukaryota, Metazoa, Arthropoda, Branchiopoda, Diplostraca, Daphniidae.